AUGUCACAUGAUUGUGAAGUCAUUGUGAAGCAGGCGUUUUCAGAUGGACCACACGUCACAUGAUUGUGAAGUCAUUGUGAAGCGAGCGUUUUCCGAUGGCCCACACGUCACAUGAUUGUGAAGUCAUUGUGAAGCAGGCGUUUUUCAGAUGGACCACACGUCACAUGAUUGUGAAGUCAUUGUGAAGCGAGCGUUUUCAGAUGGACCACACGUCACAUGAUUGUGAAGUCAUUGUGAAGCGAGCGUUUUUAGAUGGACCGCAUGUCACAUGAUUGUGAAGUCAUUGUGAAGCAGGCGUUUUCAGAUGGACCACACGUCACAUGAUUGUGAAGUCAUUGUGAAGCAGGCGUUUUCAGAUGGACCACACGUCACAUGAUUGUGAAGUCAUUGUGAAGCAGGCGUUUUCAGAUGGACCACACGUCACAUGAUUGUGAAGUCAUUGAGGAGCGUGUGUUUCAGACGGGAUGAAGUGCAGUUGUAGUUCCAAUCCAUUAAUAUAGAAAAUUACAUCCUAUAUUACAUUCACUUUUCUAUUUGACUAGUCUACUGUUCUCAACAUGAUUAGAGGUAACAGCCACACUUAGAAACACACAUAAGAGUAGAGCUGAAUGGGUUAAUACAAUAUUGGCUGAACUCUUAAGCUUGGCUUCCGAGGACCUCCUUGUGUGUUUUGGCAUCAUGCUAUUUCCUUAUGAGAUUUAAUCUCGGUAACCAAGCAAUCCAGAUAAAAUGUGACUCAUUAAACUGACAGCCUGAAGCUGGGUGUGGGACACUCCCUUUACAAAUCUGUAUCACGUUUAGCACUGAGUUAGGCAGAGAUACAGACAGGCCCAAUCUCCAGCACUGACUGUAUCAGUUUUCAGAGUGUUGGAUAUGAUCCGCCCGGCCCGUGAGCCCAUCUCUCAGAGACAGACCCAAGCCUGUCCGGAGCUGCCCGGCUCGCUGGAGACUGAACUGGAGCAGCUGCUGGAAUCGGAGACCCUCGAACAAGCUCAGGCUCUGAGGAGAGACUGGCAGGACUUCAAGCAGCUCCACAAGCGCUUUUUCCAGAGGGAGACUCUGUCAGUGCAGUGGGACAGGAUUUUCAAACCCCCACAGGAGGCAAUACAGGCCUACGAGACUCUCCAAGCCAGGGCCUUGCCUGAAGACGUCUCCUCCUUGCUGAACAAGCUGGUGGUGGUGAAGCUCAAUGGAGGGCUGGGGACCAGCAUGGGCGUGCAGGGCCCCAAAGGGCUGAUGGAAGUGCGUGAUGACAACACCUUCCUGGACCUGACUAUCCAGCAGAUUGCGCACCUCAAUAAGACUCACAGCUGUGACGUGCCCCUCGUCCUGAUGAACUCCUCCCUCACUGAGGAGGACACGCAGAGAAGCCUGCAGAGAUACAGCCACUGCCCCGUCAAGAUCCACACCUUCCUGCAGAGCAGAUACCCUCUAGUGCGGAAGGACACCAUGCUGCCCCUGAUCCACCCUGCAGGGUGGGCCCUGUCUGGCCACGGGGACGUGUACGCCAGCCUGUGCCGCUCAGGCCUGGCAGAGCUCUUCACAGCGCAGGGGAAAGAGAUCCUCUUCAUCUCCAACAUAGACAACCUGGGAGCCACCGUGGAUCUGCACAUCCUCAACCAUCUGCUGCAGGAAGAGUCCUCCGCCACCGGGGGGCGCUGCGACUUCCUCAUGGAGGUGACUGACAGGACGAGGGCUGAUGUCAAGGGGGGCACUCUAAUAGAGCUAGAUGGGAAACUGCAGUUGCUGGAGAUUGCUCAGGUGCCCAGGGAACAUACAGACGAGUUCAUGUCUGUGUCGGAAUUCAAGAUCUUCAACACUAAUAACCUGUGGGUGUCUCUGGAGUGCAUGAGGAGACUUGACAGACAGCAGGCUCUGCACAUGGAGAUCAUAGCAAGCAGCCAGACUCUGCCCAGCGGUCAGGAGGUCAUCCGGCUGGAGACGGCCGCAGGCUCGGCCAUCGGGAGUUUUGCGCGGCCACGGGGGGUCAAUGUGCCGCGCAGCCGCUUCCUGCCGGUCAAGACGACCUCUGACCUCCUGCUGGUGAAGUCCAACCUGUACGAGCUGCGAGGGGGGGCUCUGGAGAUGAGCGAGAACCGAGAAUUCAAGACAGUGCCACUGGUCAAACUGGGAGCCCCCUUCACGAAGGUUCAGGAUCUGCGGACUCGUUUCGAGAACAUUCCGGAUCUCCUGGAUCUCGAUCACCUGACUGUCUCGGGCGACGUCACCUUUGGGAAGGAUGUGGUCUUGAAGGGGACGGUUAUCAUUAUAUCGAAUCACGGGUCCAGUAUUGCCAUACCGAGCGGUUCUAUUCUGGAGAAUAGGGUGGUGUCAGGAAACCUGUCUGUACUGGACCACUGACCCACUGACCCACGGCCUGACCAACACGUUCUCAUGAAGAAACCAAAUCUGUUGCAAUUGAGGCACAUUGAGACGUGUGUUUUUAUUUUAUAUCUGGUACUACACUUAAAGUAAUCUCUGUUCUCUUUGGUCACCUGGAGGGUGGAAUAGUCGCACCCCUUCUAUCUCAGUAACCAACCAGCUGCUUCCCCUGUUGACUGAUAUGCUUCCAGCCAGUAGACCCAGAAGACACGGUGAAAUGACCCAGGAAGUGUUCCGGAUUUCUUGAGAAUAAGGCAUGGAAACCGAGAACUUUCUUUACCCUAAAGCUGUACCAGGCAUCUUGUUUUAAAUCAAAAUGCAUGUGUGCUAUAACAAGUGCUUCUUUCAAAACAGAAGUGCAAAACAGGGAAGAUUAAUGGAAUUAUCUUGUUAGCUAAAAUUACCUGAACGUGCUCCAGACCCCCUGCAGUGUUCACAAGAAACGCAUCCCGUUACCUGUGCUGUGUCCCAUGUUGUCCCAUGUUGUCCCAUGUUGUCCCAUGUUGUCCCAUGUUGUCCCUUGUUGAUAUGUAAACUCUUUUGACAUUUUAAUCACAGAUCACUGGUCAUAAAUCAGCUGGGCGAUACGUUCUCAACAUUUACUCUGGAGCGUUCGCCAUUUACUCGGAAUCGCAGUGCGUCCAGAUCACGCUCCCUCCUUCAACGAUGCUGGCUUUCUGUUCCUAACACAGAGCACUCAGUUGAAUCACCAGCAUUGUUACAGGAGGGAGUGUGAUCUUGAUACGACGUUCCUAUGUAGCAGUUGAAAAAAGCAAUUCCCUUGUUGAUAUGUAAUUAAUCAAAACAAAAAUGUUUCUAUUUUGUAUUUUCAAUAUUUGUAUAAAACGUCUUUUAAAUCCAUUAAAUAUAUUUCUAUUUAACUUUACCGGA
This is a messenger RNA of Acipenser ruthenus (sterlet), 3273 nucleotides long. Its product is annotated as UTP--glucose-1-phosphate uridylyltransferase-like. NCBI's taxonomy places the organism in Eukaryota, Metazoa, Chordata, Actinopteri, Acipenseriformes, Acipenseridae. Gene Ontology annotation, biological process: glycogen metabolic process; UDP-alpha-D-glucose metabolic process. The coding region runs from base 874 to 2361 and encodes 495 amino acids. Gene Ontology annotation, cellular component: cytoplasm. The transcript has 10 exons. The record is from RefSeq and is a predicted model, not a curated record. Gene Ontology annotation, molecular function: UTP:glucose-1-phosphate uridylyltransferase activity.